This is a messenger RNA of Scomber japonicus (chub mackerel), 1140 nucleotides long. RefSeq names its product lymphoid enhancer-binding factor 1 (gene lef1). The record is from RefSeq and is a predicted model, not a curated record. The transcript is spliced from 10 exons. Gene Ontology annotation, molecular function: RNA polymerase II cis-regulatory region sequence-specific DNA binding; DNA-binding transcription factor activity, RNA polymerase II-specific. The coding region runs from base 1 to 1140 and encodes 379 amino acids. Gene Ontology annotation, biological process: regulation of transcription by RNA polymerase II; canonical Wnt signaling pathway. Gene Ontology annotation, cellular component: beta-catenin-TCF complex. Lineage: Eukaryota; Metazoa; Chordata; Actinopteri; Scombriformes; Scombridae.
AUGCCACAGUUAUCAGGCGGCGGCGGAGACCCGGAGCUGUGCGCCACAGACGAAAUGAUCCCGUUCAAAGACGAAGGUGACCCACAGAAAGAGCAAAUCUUCGCCGAGCUCAGCCACUCGGAGGAAGAGGGAGACCUGGCGGACAUCAAGUCAUCUCUGGUCAACGAGUCGGAGAGCAGCCCCAACAGCAACAGCCACGAUGCAGCUAGACAGUCCCAAAUACCGCAAGAUUCAUAUCACGAAAAACACAGAGACCAUCCGGAUGAUGGAAAGCAUCAAGACAUGUACAGUAAAGGCCAUCCGUACUCGGGUUAUCCAGGCUACAUCAUGAUGAGCAACAUGAACAACGACUCCUACAUGAACAAUGGCUCCCUCUCGCCGCCCAUGCCCAGAACGUCCAACAAAGUUCCCGUGGUGCAGCCGUCCCAUGCAGUCCACCCACUCACUCCACUGAUCACGUACAGUGACGAGCACUUCGCUCCAGGAUCCCAUUCUGGCCAUCACCCCCAAGAUGCCAACAACAAACAAGGAAUGCCGAGGCAUCACCCCGGACCAGACAUGACCAACUUCUACUCCCUGUCUCCUGGAGGAGUGGGACAGAUCACGCCACCGCUGGGAUGGUUCUCACACCACAUGGUGCCAGGACCCCCAGGUCCUCACGCCACAGGAAUCCCCCACCCAGCCAUCGUCAACCCCCAGGUCAAACACGAGCCUCUGCAUGAAACAGACAUCAUGCACAUGAAACCCCAGCACGAACAGAGAAAGGAGCAGGAGCCCAAAAGACCGCACAUCAAGAAGCCGCUUAACGCCUUCAUGCUCUACAUGAAAGAGAUGCGUGCGAAUGUGGUCGCUGAGUGCACGCUGAAGGAGAGCGCUGCCAUCAAUCAGAUCCUGGGACGAAGGUGGCAUGCUUUAUCUCGGGAAGAGCAAGCUAAGUAUUAUGAGUUAGCCCGCAAGGAACGGCAGCUCCACAUGCAGCUCUACCCAGGCUGGUCCGCUCGAGACAAUUAUGGAAAGAAGAAGAAGCGGAAGAGGGAGAAGAUGCAGGAAACGGCCACAGGAGGAAAACGGACUAAUUUCUCCACAUGCAAAGCGAAGGCAGCAGCUACGGGCCCUCUGCUUGAGAUGGAGGCCUGUUAG